Molecule: messenger RNA, 1218 nt
Organism: Fusarium subglutinans
Lineage: Eukaryota; Fungi; Ascomycota; Sordariomycetes; Hypocreales; Nectriaceae
Exons: 1
Coding region: 1-1218 (405 amino acids)
Source: RefSeq, a predicted model, not a curated record
AUGGAUCACGUCGAGCCCGAUACAAGUCAUACACCUGCCUCCUCCAAUCUCCUCACUGCCGACGACGGGUCUGCAGUUCCCUCAGUUCUAAAGUCUGGCAAGACACAGACAAAGGAGCGCACGAUGCUUCCUGAAGUCGUUCCCGAGCCGUACCCUGCCAACGUCAUCAACAUCCAACAAGAACUGACCGACUUCAUGCAGCCAUUUCCAUUCCGGCCAGCUCUCCCAUCAACCCCGAUUACAAAGGUGAUCACAGCGGAAGAAUGGGACCGACGCAAUGCUCAUUGGCUAGAUAGACUGAUGGACGACGAGAGCACAAAGGAUGUGGUUGGGCCGAUCAUCGAGCGGGAAGUUACAGAAGAGAUUUUCCCGCUCAUCUCCAAGGCCAGAAGAAAUCUCCUCGAGCGAUGGGCAAAGUCGGAGAACUUUGACCUUGACUGGAGAUUUCUGGAGGCCCCUAUCCUCCUGGAGGUAGAGGUGACAGACGAGAUAAGCCAAGAGAUCUUCCAGGUGGAGGCAGAUGCAACCAGACGAGCGAUCCGUACUAUCGAGACCCUGGCUUUGGGCCUACCCAAGGAUAAACAGGAAGCAGCAAUACUGAUCAAGCAACAUACAGACAGACUAUUUGCUUAUCGAGAUAUCGAGAUGGACAACUACGCUCUCAUGAUGCAGAGCGUGGCCAAGCUGCGGGAAUCAUCAUCUGUCACUCGAGCAGAGGUCAACGACGCCUUUAUGGCUAACGAGACUCGACUUCGGUGUCGAGUCGAUCCUGCCCAGAUGGCACGAGAUGAAGGAGUGGAGGCGCUCGAGGCGGAUAUGGAACACGCUUUAAAGACCCCGACCGUAGACGGAUCAGCGGAACAGCUGGUCGUGUUUCUGAAGACUCAUUGGCGAAUGCGUGAUGACGAGAUCGCAGACUGGAAGCACAUGGCAAACUCAGUCUGCCAUGCGGAGAAGGAGGCAGGUCAUCCCAUCAACCAGACCGACCAAGAGGCCUGUAACAGUCACAACUGGAGUUUAAUUCUACGCCUGGCGAAUACCCGGGGCGGAAAGGCCCUUGUCACCCUCUUGAACAUGGAGCGUUGCGCUCCAGAUGAGGCCUUUCUGAGCCGACGAAACGAAUGGUAUAAAGCUACUCUGACCGAAGAAGAGUAUGAAAGCUGGAGCAAUAUGUUUCCCAUCGAUGAGAGACCCCAGUCUGGCGGAGAGCAGUUCUAG